AUGUCCGAGACAAAGCUCACUAGUAACGUCAAUGGCGUCAGCAGCUACUCCUCCGCAUCUUCCUCUACUGAAAACGAUGCGGAUCUGCAUGAGUACAAUGGAUUUGAUGAGCAGACAGAAGCUCGCAUCCAGAAACUGGCAAGAACUUUGACUGCUCAGAGUGCGCAGCACUCGACUCAAUCGGCGUCCAACAAACAAGACGUUCAAUCUAUCUUCUCCAGUGGCGUGGAAGGUGUCAACCCGGUCUUUAUCGACCCUCAAGCCCCAGGCUAUAAUGAAAAAUUGGAUCCAAAUUCUGAAAACUUCUCCAGUGCUGCUUGGGUUAAAAACAUGGCCCAUUUAAGUGCGGCUGACCCAGAGUUUUAUAAACCGUAUUCCUUGGGUUGUGCCUGGAAGAACUUAAGUGCCUCCGGUGAUUCCGCUGAUGUCGCAUACCAGCCCACCGUGCUCAAUACUCCAUUCAAACUUAUUCGAAACUCCAUGAGAAUGUUACAAAAAUCAAACGAUGGUAACACCUUCCAAAUCUUGAAACCCAUGGACGGUUGUCUAAACCCAGGUGAACUAUUGGUCGUCUUGGGUAGACCAGGUUCUGGUUGUACCACUCUAUUGAAAUCCAUUUCUUCAAAUACCCACGGUUUCGAUGUUGGCGAAGACACAGAAAUCACUUACAGUGGGUAUUCUAGCGAAGAUAUCAAAAAACAUUAUCGUGGUGAAGUUGUUUACAAUGCAGAAGCUGAUAUCCAUUUACCUCACUUAACAGUUUUCCAAACUUUACUCACAGUCGCUAGACUAAAGACACCUCAAAAUCGUAUAAAGGGUGUAGAUAGAGAAAGUUAUGCUCAGCACUUGGCUGAAGUUGCUAUGGCUACCUAUGGUUUAUCUCAUACCAGAAAUACCAAGGUCGGUAGUGAUUUAGUUAGAGGUGUGUCCGGUGGUGAAAGAAAACGUGUUUCUAUCGCAGAAGUCUCCAUUUGUGGGUCUAAGUUCCAGUGUUGGGAUAAUGCUACAAGAGGUUUGGAUUCCGCCACCGCUUUGGAAUUCAUCCGUGCUUUGAAAAUUCAAGCCAACAUUUCAAACACAUCUGCUACUGUGGCUAUCUACCAAUGUUCUCAAGAUGCAUAUGAUCUAUUUAAUAAAGUGUGUGUCUUAGAUGACGGUUAUCAGAUUUAUUAUGGCCCAGGUGAUAAGGCCAAGAAAUAUUUCGAAGAUAUGGGAUACGUGUGUCCAAGCAGACAGACAACCGCCGAUUUCUUGACCUCCGUGACCAGUGUCUCAGAAAGAACACUGAACGAAGACAUGUUAAAAAAAGGCAUUACCAUUCCACAAACACCAAAGGACAUGAAUGCUUACUGGAUGAAGUCCCAAAAUUACAAAGAAUUAAUGGAAGAAAUCGAUCAAAAAAUCAAUGGUAAUGAUGAGGCCGCCCGUGAAGCCAUCAAAGAAGCUCACAUUGCUAAACAAUCAAAGAGAGCAAGACCCUCUUCUCCUUACACUGUCAAUUAUAUGAUGCAAGUUAAAUACCUACUCGCGAGAAAUAUGUGGAGAAUACGAAAUAAUAUUGGGUUUACAUUAUUCAUGAUCUUAGGUAAUGCCAGUAUGGCUUUGAUUUUGGGUUCCAUGUUUUACAAAAUCAUGAAAAAGGGUGACACCUCUACUUUCUUCUUCCGUGGUUCUGCUAUGUUUUUCGCCAUUUUGUUUAAUGCGUUCUCUUCUUUACUGGAAAUUUUCUCGUUAUAUGAAGCUAGGCCAAUUACUGAGAAGCAUAGAACUUACUCAUUAUAUCAUCCAAGUGCAGAUGCCUUUGCAUCAGUGCUUUCCGAAGUUCCUACAAAGGUCACUAUUGCCAUAUGUUUCAACAUCAUCUUCUACUUCUUAGUCGACUUCAAAAGAGACGGUGGCAUAUUCUUUUUCUACCUACUGAUCAAUAUCGUUGCUGUUUUCUCUAUGUCUCAUUUGUUUAGAUGCGUUGGUUCACUAACAAAAACAUUAUCGGAGGCUAUGGUUCCCGCUUCUAUGUUACUGUUGGCUCUUUCUAUGUACACCGGGUUUGCUAUUCCAAAGAAGAAGAUUUUAGGAUGGUCUAAAUGGAUUUGGUAUAUCAACCCGCUGGCUUACUUAUUCGAAUCUCUGUUAAUCAAUGAAUUUCACGAUAGAAAAUUUCCAUGUGCUCAAUAUAUUCCUCGUGGUACUGCUUACACAAAUGCAACGGGCACAGAAACCAUCUGCAGCGUCGUCGGUGCUAUUCCUGGCCAAGAUUAUGUGUUGGGAGAUGAUUUCAUUAGAGAAAGUUAUCAAUAUUACCAUAACCACAAAUGGCGUGGAUUCGGUAUUGGUAUGGCGUAUGUCGUUUUCUUUUUCUUCGUUUAUCUAUUCCUAUGUGAAUAUAAUGAAGGUGCUAAACAAAAAGGUGAAAUUUUGGUUUUUCCACGUAGUAUUGUGAAAAAGAUGCAGAAGCAAGGCUCUUUGAAAGAGAAGAAUGCUAAUGAUCCUGAAAAUGUUGGUGAACGUAGCGAUUUUUCCAGUGAUAAAAAAAUGCUACAAGAAAGUUCUGAGGAAGAAUCCGAAACUUAUGCGGAUGUUGGUUUAUCUAAGUCUGAAGCUAUUUUCCACUGGAGAAAUCUGUGUUACGAAGUCCAGAUUAAAACUGAAACAAGACGUAUUUUGAACAACGUUGAUGGCUGGGUUAAACCAGGUACUUUAACUGCUUUAAUGGGUGCUUCCGGAGCUGGUAAAACUACGCUUUUGGAUUGUUUAGCUGAAAGAGUUACCAUGGGUGUCAUCACUGGUGAUAUCUUUGUCAAUGGUAUUCCUCGUGAUCAAUCUUUCCCAAGAUCUAUUGGUUACUGUCAACAACAAGAUUUACACUUAAAAACUUCUACUGUGAGAGAAUCUUUAAGGUUCUCUGCAUAUCUACGUCAACCAGCUGAGGUCUCCAUUGAAGAGAAAAAUGCCUAUGUUGAAGAAGUUAUCAAAAUUUUGGAAAUGGAGAAAUAUGCCGAUGCUGUUGUCGGUAUUGCCGGUGAAGGUUUAAAUGUCGAGCAAAGAAAAAGAUUGACCAUUGGUGUUGAGUUAACUGCCAAGCCAAAACUAUUAGUCUUUUUGGAUGAACCCACGUCUGGUUUAGAUUCUCAAACUGCUUGGUCCAUUUGCCAAUUGAUGAAAAAACUAGCAGACCAUGGUCAAGCAAUUCUUUGUACCAUUCAUCAACCUUCCGCUAUUUUGAUGCAAGAGUUUGACCGUUUGCUAUUUAUGCAACGUGGUGGUAAGACAGUUUACUUUGGGGACUUAGGUGAUGGUUGCAAGACUAUGAUUAAUUAUUUCGAAAGCCAUGGUUCUCAUAAGUGUCCUCCUGAUGCCAACCCAGCUGAGUGGAUGUUAGAAGUUGUGGGUGCUGCUCCUGGUUCUCAUGCUGACCAAGAUUAUCAUGAAGUUUGGAGAAAUUCUGAUGAAUACAGAGCUGUUCAAUCUGAAUUAGAUUGGAUGGAAAAGGAAUUACCAAAGAAGGGCCCUAUUACCGCCGAAUCUGACCAACAUGAGUUUGCUCAAUCACUCAGUUAUCAAACAAAAUUGGUCAGUGUUCGUUUAUUCCAACAAUAUUGGAGAACCCCAGAAUAUUUGUGGUCCAAAUUCAUCCUGACUAUUUUCAAUCAAUUGUUUAUCGGUUUCACAUUUUUCAAGGCUGGGACCUCAUUACAGGGUUUACAGAAUCAAAUGUUAGCAGUUUUCAUGUUCACGGUUAUCUUCAAUCCUAUUUUGCAACAGUACUUACCAUCCUUUGUUCAACAAAGAGAUUUAUAUGAAGCUAGAGAACGUCCUUCAAGAACUUUUUCUUGGCUACCAUUUAUCCUUGCUCAGAUCUUUGUGGAGGUUCCAUGGAACAUUCUAGCAGGUACAAUCGCUUAUUUCAUCUAUUACUACCCAAUCGGCUUUUACGCAAAUGCAUCAGCUGCUCAUCAAUUGCACGAAAGAGGUGCUUUGUUUUGGCUAUUCUCCAUUGCUUUCUAUGUUUACGUGGGUUCAAUGGGUUUGCUCGUUAUAUCUUUCAACAAGGUUGCUGAAAGUGCUGCUAACCUCGGUUCUCUGUUGUUUACUAUGGCCUUGUCUUUCUGUGGUGUUAUGGUGACCCCAGAAGGUCUACCUAGGUUUUGGAUUUUCAUGUACAGAGUCUCACCAUUGACUUACUUCAUUCAAGCCCUUUUGUCUGUUGGUGUCGCAAAUGUGGACAUCAAGUGUGACGAUUACGAACUCUUAAGAUUUACACCCCCAUCCGAUAUGACUUGUGGAGAAUACAUGAAGCCGUAUCUACUGCAGGCCGGCACUGGUUAUUUGACUGAUGAAAGCGCUACUGACACUUGUAAGUUUUGCCCGAUCUCUACAACGAACGCUUACUUAGCCAGCGUCAAUUCAUAUUACAGUGAAAGGUGGAGAAAUUACGGUAUUUUCAUUUGCUACAUUGCCUUUAAUUACAUCGCAGGUGUCUUUUUGUACUGGCUAGCAAGAGUACCCAAGAAGAACAAGAAAAUCUCCAAGAAAUAG
Messenger RNA from Saccharomyces eubayanus, 4536 nucleotides. RefSeq names its product ATP-binding cassette multidrug transporter PDR5 (gene PDR5). The coding region runs from base 1 to 4536 and encodes 1511 amino acids. Gene Ontology annotation, biological process: xenobiotic detoxification by transmembrane export across the plasma membrane. The transcript has a single exon. Gene Ontology annotation, cellular component: membrane. Lineage: Eukaryota; Fungi; Ascomycota; Saccharomycetes; Saccharomycetales; Saccharomycetaceae. The record is from RefSeq and is a predicted model, not a curated record. Gene Ontology annotation, molecular function: ATP hydrolysis activity; ATP binding; ABC-type transporter activity.